ACCCAUGAGGGGGUUCAUAGACUUCUGCAAAAGCAACCAAAUGGAAUACAGUCUGUUAUCUAUUCUCUCCACUACUCUCAUUCCUUCCUUCACUAUUCACCCACUAUAAAUAGCCACUUCUCCAAACACUACCUUACCAAGUCUCUCUCUCUCCCCCUAAGUCUUCAAGCCAUGACCAGGACAACACUACCACUCCCUCUACUAGUCCUCUCCCUCCUUCUCUCCCUCUACCCUUCUCAAGGUUCCACCCUCACCUGUGGCUCCUCCAACCAUGGCUCCUCCUCCACCCUUGAAGUCAUGCACGUCUACAGCCCAUGCUCACCUUUCCGGCCCAAACAAGCCCUUUCCUGGGAACAAUCCAUCCUUGACUUAGCUGCAAAAGAUGAAGCCCGGCUUCUCUAUCUAUCCAACCUUGUCGCUCGGAAAUCCGUCGUUCCGGUCGCAUCCGGCCGGCAAAUUAUCCAGAGCCCAACCUACAUUGUCCGGGCCAGGUUUGGCACUCCGGCCCAGCCCAUGUUUGUGGCCAUGGACACCAGCAGUGAUGUCGCUUGGAUCCCCUGCACCGGCUGUGUAGGAUGCUCUUCCACCGUCUUCAACACCGCCAGGUCAACAACUUAUAAACCAACCGGGUGCUCCGCCCCGCAAUGCUCCCAAGUCCCAAACCCCACUUGUGGCGGCGCCGCCUGCUUCUUUAACCUCACCUACGGCUCCUCCACAAUCGCCGCCACCGUCUCGCAGGACAGACUUGUCCUCGCCACCGAUCCCAUCCCCAACUACUCCUUCGGCUGCAUUAAAGCAGCUACCGGAAACUCCAUUCCCCCUCAGGGCUUACUCGGACUCGGUCGAGGCCCCAUGUCGUUACUCUCCCAAACCAAAUCCCUCUACCAAUCCACCUUCUCCUACUGCUUACCCGACUUCCGGUCCGCCAAUUUCUCCGGUCAACUUCGGCUCGGACCAGUAGCUCAACCAAUUCGAAUCAAAUUCACCCCACUCCUCACCAACCCAAGAAGAUCCUCCCUCUACUACGUCAACAUGAUCGGAAUCAGCGUCGGUCGCCGGCUAGUCAACAUCCCGCCGAGCGCACUAGCCUUCAACCCGACAACCGGUGCCGGAACCAUUUUCGACUCGGGCACGGUCUUCACUCGGUUAGUCCAACCGGCUUACAUUGCCGUGAGAGACGAGUUCCGGCGACGGAUCAAGGCCGGACCGGUGUCGUCGUUGGGUGGGUUCGAUACAUGUUAUAUGCAGCCGGUGGUGUCGCCGACGAUAACUUUGCACUUUACCGGGAUGAACGUGACGUUGCCUCAGAAUAACUUUUUGAUACAUAGUACGGCGGGGAGUAUAACUUGCUUGGCUAUGGCGGCUACGCCGGAUAAUGUGAAUUCGGUGCUGAAUGUGAUAGCGAAUAUGCAGCAGCAGAAUCAUAGAGUGCUUUAUGAUGUACCCAAUUCGAGGUUGGGUGUAGCACGUGAACUCUGUACCCAUUGAAACUAGAGAGAGAGAGAGUGUGUGUGUGUGUGUGUGUGUGAAGCUUGUGAGCAUUGUUUGUUUUUUUCUGGUUUUAUUAUUAUGGGGUAUGGCCUUAAUUAGGGGUGGAAAGGAUGAAGAAGAUUAAAGAAUGGAGUGGAAGAUUGCUUGAGAUUGACAUAGAGGCAUUAAAUUAUAGUACUACACUUCUUUGUCAUAAAAUGGAAUUGGGUAUAUUCUCUAU
Molecule: messenger RNA, 1711 nt
Organism: Macadamia integrifolia
Lineage: Eukaryota; Viridiplantae; Streptophyta; Magnoliopsida; Proteales; Proteaceae
Product: aspartyl protease AED3-like
Exons: 1
Coding region: 172-1488 (438 amino acids)
Biological process (GO): proteolysis
Molecular function (GO): aspartic-type endopeptidase activity
Source: RefSeq, a predicted model, not a curated record